AUGUCUCCGCAAGAGCCUCUUCCUGCACCAAACAACCUCUUGGCCAUGGCAAGCAGGGACGCCGAAGCAAUCAUGGCUGCGGAGGCUGGCAACGCGCCUAGAGCACGCAACAACGCCGAGAACUGUGACCUUCAGCAGGCAUAUCUGGUCGUUAUCCUCAUCCUCCGUGGGGCAGAGCAUGAUACCAGUGUUGAGCGGCACGCUGGGCUCAUGUUUUCACCCUUGGAGUUUGGAUUGAACUGCUACUUUGAAAUGAUCAACGGCAGUCACUUUCUCGCCCAUUUCGCCGAGAUGAGCGACGAGCCAAGUGACAGAGCCGGGCGCCUCUCUGACGUGACAGUGGGCAUAACGACUCCCAUGACCGAGGCACAACUCGUGCAGGUCGUUGAGUCUGCGCCUACCAUGCCUGACGACAUGGAGUUCACUAACCUGCACUGGGUCGAGGGUGCCUUGGACGCUAUGGUCCAGGCCGGGUAUGUCGACCAGCAGGCGAAGGAGCGUGGCUUCAACAACAUGCUCGAGGCGAUCCUCCACAGAUGUGAGGACGAGAUCUUCACCGCCACAGUGUGA
Messenger RNA from Drechmeria coniospora, 570 nucleotides. RefSeq lists its product as uncharacterized. The record is from RefSeq and is a predicted model, not a curated record. The transcript is spliced from 2 exons. Lineage: Eukaryota; Fungi; Ascomycota; Sordariomycetes; Hypocreales; Ophiocordycipitaceae. Bases 1 to 570 code for a protein of 189 amino acids.